UUAGUCGUUAUUAAUUAUUGUGCUCGUUUCUAAGAACGUUGUUAAUUUGUUAUAUUUCAAGUUUAUCAAUUAGUUUGCUUUCUUAAAUUGCGGCAUUCAUAUCACGAUUGUACAACAGUCAAUAUAAAUUUAAGUCAGAUACUAUUUAGGAAAAUGGCAGGACCACUACCUUUGCUAUCAGAGGAACCGGCUUAUCAAAAGCUCCAACAAUUUUACAAUGCUGAGGGCAAAAAUAUUAAUAUGAAGGAACUCUUUGCACGGGAUCCCAAUCGCUUUAACAAAUAUAGCCUUCGCCUUAAGACCCCCAAUGAUGGCGAGAUUUUGAUUGACUACUCAAAGAAUCGCACCACUGAAGAUGUGUGGCCCUUGCUGUUUGACUUAGCGAAAGCACGCAAGGUAACCGAAGCGCGCGAUGCCAUGUUCGCUGGACAGCCUAUCAAUAUUACAGAGAACCGUGCAGUACUUCAUGUAGCCCUACGAAAUCGUGGAAAUGAACCAAUUCUUGUCGAUUGCGCUGAUGUUAUGCCAUUGGUGCGCGGGGAAUUGUCGCACAUGAAGGAAUUCACCAAUCAGGUCAUUUCGGGUGUAUGGCGUGGAUGCACUGGCAAACAAAUCACCGACGUGGUGAAUAUUGGCAUUGGUGGUUCUGAUUUGGGACCGUUGAUGGUGACUGAAGCCCUAAAACCAUACUGCAAAGGUUUGCGUUCCCAUUUCGUGUCGAAUAUUGAUGGAACACAUAUGGCAGAAGUUCUGAAGCGCGUCAGCUAUGAGACGACACUGUUUAUUAUUGCAUCAAAAACAUUUACCACACAGGAGACAAUAACUAAUGCCACCUCUGCAAAGAGCUGGCUGUUGGAGCAGGCCAAAGAUCCCGCGGCUGUUGCUAAGCAUUUUGUAGCUUUAUCUACCAACAAGGAGAAGGUGACCGCAUUCGGUAUUGAUAGUAAAAAUAUGUUUGGAUUUUGGGAUUGGGUUGGAGGACGUUACUCUCUAUGGUCUGCCAUCGGCUUAUCGAUUUGUUUGUCGAUAGGCUUCGAAAAUUUCGAGCAAUUGCUUGAAGGUGCUCACUUCUUAGAUAAUCAUUUCAGAACAGCACCUCUGGAGGAAAAUGCUCCUGUAAUUUUGGCUCUAUUGGGUGUUUGGUAUUCGAACUUCUUUAAUGCCGAGACGCACGCUUUACUCCCUUAUGAUCAAUACUUACAUCGCUUUGCCGCAUACUUUCAGCAGGGUGAUAUGGAGAGCAAUGGAAAGUUUGUGACCAAAACCGGUUCUAAAGUUGUCACGUACAAUACUGGUCCAAUUGUGUGGGGUGAACCCGGCACCAAUGGACAACAUGCGUUUUACCAACUGAUCCAUCAGGGCACUCGAUUGAUACCCUGUGAUUUCAUUGCACCAGCACAAACACACAACCCAAUAGCUGGUGGCGUACAUCACAAAAUUUUGUUGGCAAAUUUCUUGGCUCAGACUGAAGCUUUGAUGCAAGGUAAAACAGCAGCACAAGCGCGUUUGGAACUUGAAGCCGCGGGUAUGUCUGGCGAGAAAUUAGAAGCUUUAUUACCACACAAAACAUUCACCGGAAACCGACCAACAAACUCAAUUGUAGUGAAAAAAGUGACACCAUUCACUUUGGGUGUUCUUAUUGCAUUAUACGAACACAAAAUAUUUACACAAGGCAUCAUCUGGGAUAUCAACUCUUUUGAUCAAUGGGGUGUGGAAUUGGGCAAACAAUUGGCUAAGGCAAUCGAGCCGGAAUUAGCCACACCAAACGACAUAACUACACACGAUGCGUCUACAAAUGGACUAAUUAAUUUCCUAAAAGCAAAUUGGUAAAUCAUACUUGACAGUUUUAUGUAACAUGUUCCAGCCGAGGUACAAGAUGACCCCAAGCAGUUCAAAGCACAAAUGCAAGCCAUCCCACUAAAGUUGUGUAAAAAAUUAGAAAAUAAUAAAAUUACGUUUCCACCAAAUUGAAUUGCUUAAUUCCAUUAAUUAAAACUUACUCAAGUUUAAUAAUUUCUUAGUCACUACAAUGCUUAUAAUUGUGAAUGCAAAUUGAAUUUAAAUUUAUUGAUUAAAACAAAGCACUUACCUUUAUUGCAAAAUUUAGGUUUUGUUAAAUUAUAUCGUCAGCUAUUGUUAAUUGAUUACUAUACUUCUAAAAGGUCGAAUAUGACAUACUCAGCAUGCCGAUAAAGUACUAGUAACUGUUGUACUCUAUGUAUAUUUAAAAGAUAAAUAUAUUCGAUGUUAGAUGGAUAAUUAUUA
Molecule: messenger RNA, 2265 nt
Organism: Ceratitis capitata (Mediterranean fruit fly)
Lineage: Eukaryota; Metazoa; Arthropoda; Insecta; Diptera; Tephritidae
Gene: Pgi
Product: glucose-6-phosphate isomerase
Exons: 6
Coding region: 154-1830 (558 amino acids)
Biological process (GO): glucose 6-phosphate metabolic process; gluconeogenesis; glycolytic process
Cellular component (GO): cytosol
Molecular function (GO): carbohydrate derivative binding; monosaccharide binding; glucose-6-phosphate isomerase activity
Source: RefSeq, a predicted model, not a curated record